UAAUCCUCAUUUCAUCUUCUUCUUCCUGUUUGCAACCAGGUUUGGCGAUUCAGUUAUAUCACUUCACAACACCAAAAUAACCUUUGAUUAAUUGGAAGAUCGGUUAAGUGAGUAUGACUGAAAACUAUCACUUGGUUGGUUUUGUUAGUAGAAUUGCUGAAGCUGGUCCUGCUCUUAAAUUGCAAAUCUUGGAUUUCUUUUUCCAUUUUAAAGCUCUGCUGGACCAACUUCAACCAAAAUCAUCAAUUUGGAAGGUAACUAGUGCAGGUGGUUGACAUGGAUGGUUUACUGACAACCUCAAUGGAGCAAAUCUAUUGAUUGAUUUUAUUGGAUACUGGCCAGAGUAAGCGUGUCGAACCUUUAUCUAUCCACAGCCUGCUCUCACUUCCAUUCAAUGUGACCCAUUGUCCCUCAACAAGUAUAUGUUCUUCCUUCAAUAUUUUGUUUCCAAUCUCUCUUUCUUCCUAACGCAUAUCAAUCUCCAAAAGACUAGAGAAAAUAUAAGGAAAUGGCAAAAAAAACGAUUUUUAGAUUUGGUGGAAGCCCUAGUAACAAUGUUGAAGAUUAUGCCAGCAUUACUAAGUUUAAGUUUCAGGAACUUGCUGCGGCCACAGAGAAUUUUGCACCAGAAUCCCUUUUGGGCGAAGGAGAGUACGGGCGUACAUUCAAAGGUUGCUUAAAGAGCAAUGGACAGAAAUCAUCUUCACAGGAUGUUGCAAUUAGACAAGUUGACGAUGAAAGCAUCUUUACGAUUCACGGAUACCAUGACCCGUCAAUGAUUUCGGCGAUUCAGAUGCGUGUCCUUUUGCACCAUCCUAACAUAGUCGAUCUGAUAGGUUACAGCAUCAAUGACAAAGACCAGAUGUUUCUUAUUUAUGACUUCAUGCCAUUGGGAUCCUUGAAGGAUUAUAUGCAUGAUCUUCCGCGCAAUAAGAAGCCUCUGGAUUGGAAUACGAGGAUGAAAAUUGCAGCUGGUGCAGCUAAAGGAAUAAAAUACUUGCACGAUAAAUCAACUCCUCCCAUUAUCCUUGGAAAUAUUAAACCCUCCAACAUUCUCCUAUCCGCUGAAUAUCACCCAAAACUGUCAGAUUUCCUCGGGUUCAAGGAGCGAAUUCCAGAACAUGACGAGUCUGGCCAUACAAGGUUUUUCAGCCGUCAGUGUCAUCGCCAUGCACCUGAAUUUGUUGGAGAUUGUAAGCUCACUCAACAAUCUGACAUCUACAGUUUCGGCUUAGUCUUGCUUGAACUGGUUUCAGGACGCCUGGCAGGGAUUAAUCCUAGUCUCAUUGGAUGGGCAAAACAUAUACUGGCAGGCGGUAAGGAAUUCACUACGGUUGCAGAUCCACUACUGGAAGGCCAUUAUCCAGAGCAAGGCUUGUACCAAGUUCUUUAUCUUGCAGCUCAGUGUUUACAGCGUAAAGAUGUCAGUCGGCCUCGUAUAGGAUAUGUUGCUAAAGUUCUAUCAAAUUUGGCUUCUGAAAUUUACGACCCAAAAGCUGUCCAAAUUAAUCGUGCAGGCUCAUUGGCAAUUGGCAACAUUGAGAUGGAAACACUAAAAGAGCAAUGGCGACACGUCUCGUCAUUACUUAUAUGAUAUUUAUAGUGUCAGAUUUUAGAAUUCUAUAAAUUUUAUUGUGUUCUUUUUUCAGCUGUAGUAAAAACACAAUUUUGAACUGGAUUAAUGAGGUAGCUAGUUUGAUAACAGACUCUAUUUUUCCGACGACAAAGGAGUGGAAAAAAACCAGAGUUCUGCAGAA
Papaver somniferum (opium poppy) is the source of this 1757-nucleotide messenger RNA. Its product is annotated as serine/threonine-protein kinase PBL27-like. Bases 509 to 1594 code for a protein of 361 amino acids. Gene Ontology annotation, biological process: protein phosphorylation. The transcript is spliced from 6 exons. Lineage: Eukaryota; Viridiplantae; Streptophyta; Magnoliopsida; Ranunculales; Papaveraceae. The record is from RefSeq and is a predicted model, not a curated record. Gene Ontology annotation, molecular function: protein kinase activity; ATP binding.